AUUUUUCCAGCCGGGUGUCCUGUUAAGAGUGGCAGGAUGAAACAAACCUCAGGGCAUUAUAGGGCCAUGAUGGAUCAAUUAUUGCAAACUGGAGACCUAGUUCCCAACAGCCAUAAAAUGAUCAGCGCUGGCGAGUAGAGUCUUUUCUCUCCCAAAGAGAACAAUGACAGAAGAUGGACCGUCCAUCCGUAUGUGAGCGAGGAUGGGGGAUUGGAAUUUGUUAGGGAGCAUUUUAGAGGAGGUCCAUAUCCACUCCACCAUCGUGGGGAAGAUCUGGCUCACCAUCCUCUUCAUUUUCCGCAUGCUCGUGCUCGGCGUCGCGGCCGAGGACGUCUGGGACGAUGAACAGAGCGAGUUUGUUUGCAACACAGACCAACCCGGCUGCAAGAACGUCUGCUAUGACCAGGCGUUCCCCAUCUCUCUGAUUCGCUACUGGGUGCUUCAGAUCAUAUUCGUGUCGUCUCCGUCGCUGGUCUACAUGGGACACGCGCUGUACCGUCUGAGAACCCUUGAUAAGGCGCGACACCGAAGAAAAGCCUGUCUGAAAGCCGAGCUAGAGGGAACCGACCCCGUCCAAGACCAGAAGCGAAUCGAGCGAGAGCUCAGGAAACUGGAGGAACAGAAGAAAGUCCGGAAAGCUCCCCUUCAAGGCUCUCUGCUGCGAACGUAUGUUUUCCAUAUCUUGACGCGAUCCGUGGUGGAAGUGGGUUUCAUUGUCGGUCAGUGUGCUCUGUACGGCAUCGGACUGUCUCCUCUGUACCGUUGUGAGAGGCUGCCUUGCCCUAACAGCGUGGAUUGUUUUGUCUCUCGACCAACAGAGAAGAACUUCUUCAUCGUUUUUAUGCUCGUGAUCUCUGGUGUCUCUUUGUUCCUCAAUCUACUUGAGAUCUUCCAUCUGGGCGUGAGAAAGAUCAAGCAAAGUUUGUAUGGCUACAAAUACGGAGACAACGACAGCGUGGGCAGGUUGAAGAAAAACUCCAUGCCGCAGCAGGCUUCCUCCCCACGCAGGUCGAUGCCGCACACGCAGAUAACCUGCUCGUUUGUGUCCGGCCGUGAUGGAGACGCUCAGGAAUCGACCGCCGUGGAACCUCGUACUCAGGAGCCCAGCAGCACCAACCACCUACCGGCACAGGCUUACCAGCCAAGCCGAGCCGACAUCCAGAGUCUGGACGUGGAGAGGCGGUCGUCUUACAGCGAUGACUCGGAUGUACCGCCGAACUCGGUCAUGCUGCAGCACACGGGACCUCCAUCUGCUUUAAUGAGCAGCCACAUGAAUAUCCCAGCGACCCUGAACUUCUCACAGAGAAAGCAGAGCAGAGUGAGCGUGUACAAAGAACUCAGCGACGCAAGUGUUUCUCUGGGAAGUGACCGCUUCCCAACGGCCAGGAAGAGCAGCUUCAUGUCCCGAGGAAUGUCCGAUGGAAGGCAGGGCACUCCUUCAGCCAGCCUCAGUUCCAUCGCAGGAACCAAUAGCGAUGCCCCGCACUUCCAUCAGGAAGAGAGUCCGGGGGUGACGCCACCGCCUCCGGGCGCCGGGAGGAGGAUGUCCAUGAACAUGAUUCUGGAGCUCUCUUCAAUCAUGAAAAAGUGAAUUUGGAGAUGAGAAAACAAAGACGACACAAACAGAACAAGCAACGUUCAACAUGCAAAAUGAGCAAAUUGUUGACUAUGCGGGGGUAACCAGGCGGACAAAAUUGCACUUUGGGCCUCAAACAUCAUUUUUUGUGACUUUUUUUUCCUACUCAGGAAGGCUGGAGAAACACGUCAAGUCUUUGACUCUUCAUGUUUCGUCAUGUUUAAAGAUGUUUUUUUUGGAAUGGAACGCAUUACUUGUUGUGUACAUACUUAGUAUAUACAUUCUGAAGGUAAAUACAGCGGAAACUUGGUUAGCAUGGUUAAUUGUUUCCAGAAGGUCCGACUCUAACCAAAAUGUACUUGAACCAAAUCAAUGAUUCCAAUAAGAAAUGUUGACACAAAACAUCCAGACAACAAAUCUAAAUGCAUGGUACUUUAACCUUCACUGAAGACGUGAUUGUUGUCAAAGACACGGACACCACCUGACUGUUUUGCAGUGACUUAUUCCUCAAAUUCAAUCAUGUUUUCUUUUGAUAGGGGCUGCAAAACGAGCAAAAUUGAGCCAAAGAAAGUUGAAAGUGUCAGUAUUUUGAUAAACAAGGUGAGAAACACAAUUGAAAUCAAAUUCAAAUAACUCAUAGCAAAACAAGAAGGUGGCUUCCGUGUUGACCAAGCCGCCACAUGGUGUUUUUGGCAAAAUCACAUCUUCUAUCACGUUCAAUCAUCAUUUCUGUUGAUGUAGAAUAGUUUUAUGCAUGCAGUAAAACUAUAAGAAGGUGACGCUUCCUGUGUUAGCUCAUGGAUAAGAAUGCUAACAAGGAUGUUUUAUGAUAAAAAUAUGUUAAUAAGAUGAUAUAUUGUAUACUAACCAGAAAUGUACUCAAAUCAAGGCAACAUUUUGACGGAAAUUUUCCAUGUUUACCAAAAAACAUGCUAAGCGAGGUUCCACUGUAAAUGUAUUUUGCUAGGUUAAACUGUCGUUUGAUACGUUCAAGAGACAUGUUAGACAUUUUCACAGUAAAAAAAAAAGUUUUUUUCCCCUACUAGUGAUUUUAGUCCCAAUGUGUUCAUAAACAAAAUGAAAAAAAGAACUUUACAAUCAAACAAGCUCAUACUGGAAAAACAAAUAACCAAACCAAGUUUUUACGGUGAAAUAUAAAUGUAAACACAAAAAUAAGCCAAAACUGAGGGGGUGAGUAACAUUUUUCUGGACAAGGGGGGAAGGUAUCAAUAACUCCCAAAAACCAAUAAAAGCCCAAAUCAAUGCCGGCAUAAGUAAGACAUGCGACAUGCAAGCAGGGUCAAAGCGUGAAGUCUCACUAAGCACUGAACAACGGCCAAAAUAACUCCACUGACAUUCAUGACAGUCGGUGGUAACUCGAAAAUCAUCCAAUUUGUGGCUGAAAAAAGCCAACAUCAAUUUUAGAGUAUUUUGAGAAAAAAAUGCAGAGCUCAGCAUUUCUAUUUUCACCUUGGUUGAAAGUCCAAAUGAGAAGUUUUACAUGUAAAACAACAGGAGAGAAUAUUCAGCCAACAAUAC
Doryrhamphus excisus (bluestripe pipefish) is the source of this 3115-nucleotide messenger RNA. RefSeq names its product gap junction protein alpha 10 b (gene gja10b). Gene Ontology annotation, molecular function: gap junction channel activity. The record is from RefSeq and is a predicted model, not a curated record. Gene Ontology annotation, biological process: cell-cell signaling. Gene Ontology annotation, cellular component: connexin complex. NCBI's taxonomy places the organism in Eukaryota, Metazoa, Chordata, Actinopteri, Syngnathiformes, Syngnathidae.